UUUUCGAUAACGAGUAGCAGCGUCUCCCUUAUAAGCCCUCCCCUCCGCUUCGACGCCGCGAAGGCAGCAGCGGAGAAGGAGAGAUGGCCUUUGUCAAGACUCAAAAAACGAAGGCUUACUCCAAGCGCUAUCAAGUCAAGUACAAGAGACGGAGAGAGGGGAAGACCGAUUACCGUGCACGGAUCAGGUUGAUUAACCAGGACAAGAACAAAUACAAUACACCUAAAUAUCGUUUUGUUGUUCGAUUUAGUAAUAAAGAUAUUUGUGCACAAGUAAUAUCUGCAAGCAUUGCUGGUGAUCUGGUUCUCGCAUCUGCUUAUGCUCAUGAACUGCCACGAUAUGGACUUGAAGUUGGUCUUACUAACUAUGCUGCAGCCUAUUGCACUGGACUUCUCCUGGCAAGGCGAGUCCUGAAGAUGCUUGAAAUGGAUGAUGAAUACCAGGGGAAUGUAGAGGCCACUGGCGAGGACUUCUCUGUUGAACCUGCUGAGAGCAGGAGGCCCUUCCGUGCUCUGCUUGAUGUUGGCCUUGUGAGGACAACAACUGGCAACCGAGUGUUUGGUGCUCUUAAGGGAGCAUUAGAUGGUGGACUUGAUAUCCCUCACAGUGAUAAGAGAUUUGCUGGUUUUAAGAACGACGAGAAGCAACUUGAUGCGGAGGUUCACAGAAAUUACAUUUUUGGUGGUCAUGUUGCCUCUUACAUGAGGGCUUUGAUGGAGGAUGAACCAGAUAAGUUCCAGACACACUUCAGUGAAUAUAUCAAGAAAGGUAUUGAGCCUGAUGACAUCGAAGAGAUGUACAAGAAAGUUCAUGCUGCCAUUCGUGCAGAUCCAAUUGCAAUAAAAUCUACAAAAGAACCACCAACGGAGCACAAGAGAUAUAACUUGAAGAAGCUUACUUAUGAGGAAAGAAAGGCUAAACUCAUUGAACGAUUGAAUGCCCUUAAUGCAUCUGGUGGUGCUGAUGAUGAUGAUGAUGAGGACGAAGAUGAUGAGUGAACAUUAUUUAUUAGUACCAGUCUUGUAUCGGGGUUGCAGCUUGUUUUACCGCAUUUGAUUGUUAUCCAGUUUUUCCUUUUGCAUAGGCAGGUUUCUGUUUGGUAUUAAACCGUGAUCGACUUUUAUAAUUCACUUUAAGUUUUAUGCUUCAGUUUAUCAA
Molecule: messenger RNA, 1158 nt
Organism: Musa acuminata AAA Group (dessert banana)
Lineage: Eukaryota; Viridiplantae; Streptophyta; Magnoliopsida; Zingiberales; Musaceae
Product: large ribosomal subunit protein uL18-like
Exons: 9
Coding region: 84-998 (304 amino acids)
Biological process (GO): ribosomal large subunit assembly; translation
Cellular component (GO): ribosome; cytosolic large ribosomal subunit
Molecular function (GO): structural constituent of ribosome; 5S rRNA binding
Source: RefSeq, a predicted model, not a curated record